This is a messenger RNA of Aspergillus tubingensis, 4527 nucleotides long. Its product is annotated as glycoside hydrolase. Gene Ontology annotation, biological process: carbohydrate metabolic process. The transcript has 3 exons. Bases 1 to 4527 code for a protein of 1508 amino acids. The record is from RefSeq and is a predicted model, not a curated record. Gene Ontology annotation, molecular function: chitin binding; hydrolase activity, hydrolyzing O-glycosyl compounds. NCBI's taxonomy places the organism in Eukaryota, Fungi, Ascomycota, Eurotiomycetes, Eurotiales, Aspergillaceae.
AUGCGCCUGAUUUCGCAGCUCGCGGGUGGACUGUUGGCGAGCAGCCUUCUGGUUCACCUAGCGCUGGCAAGCACGGAGCGUGAAAUCCAGGCACGAGCUCGAGUGCAGAAGCCGAAGCCAUGCCCUGCUCCAUGCUCCAGCACAGACCCAGCCGAUUGGUUCGUUUACCCUAAUUUGGAAAGACUUGCGCAGUGCAAUGAAAGCAUGCUUCUCGAUUUCAACAUCUACAACACAGUGACUGAUCCUCAACAUCAUUCAACCAUCUACACUUGCACAACCCCCGGAGACCUUGCUUCCUGGGCCCCAUCCAGCACCAAUUUAUCCGACAGCGGCUCCAGCUCUCCUGUUACGUAUGAGGUUGGCAUUUGGAAAGCCAGCUCCCCACCGGGAAGCUCGCAGCUUCUCGCUCUACUGCGAGAUAUGCACAGCUACCUGAUUGCCAACCCUCACAAGGGAGAAUUAUUCGGCUACUCUAAUCGAGUAAGCGUCGGGGUUUACCUCGGUGGUAGUUUGCAGCUGACUCCCAACGUUGAUUACAUACUCAAUGAGAUGAUCUCUCUGUCACAAAAUUUCACUUACGACCGGGCAAUCUUGCAAUACUGCGGUUCAAACGCCAAUAAUACUUUGGGUGUGGCAGUUUCAACGAACGGAGACAUCACUACUGUACAACAAUACAUCCAAUCCUGGAGCAAGGCCGACUGUAUAUCGGACUAUGACAGCCACAGUUCUGGAACAACAACCCUGUGGACUAGCCAAACAGGGCUUCGCAACAGUACUGGUGCAUUCACUACUAUUACGUCAAAUACAAGUACCUCAUCCCACUCGUUGACUCGCCGUCGUUCUCAGCACGGCCACUUCCACGGCCACACUCAUUCACACACCCACACUCAUCUGGCUCACCGUGACAGCAGCUGUUCAUAUAUCCAGGUGGUGUCAGGUGAUUCAUGUGCUACACUCGUCUCAGAAUGUGGUAUCACUGCUGCUGAGUUCUACCAAUAUAAUACUGCCUCAGAUCUGUGCUCGACACUAGAAGUUGGACAAUAUGUGUGCUGCUCCUCCGGGGGUUUGCCAGAUUUCUCCCCAUCCGCUUAUAGCAACGGCACCUGUUAUACCUACACAGUCCAGUCCGGUGACACUUGUUCGGCGCUGGCGCAAACUUACAGCCUCACGGUCGCGGAGAUCGACUCCUACAAUAACGAUACAUGGGGCUGGUACGGCUGUGAUGACUUGCAGGCGGGGACCAACAUUUGUCUUUCCACAGGCAAUGCCCCCUACCCGGCAGCUAUAACCAACGCUGUUUGUGGGCCCCAGGUGCCGGGAACCAACUUCACUGAUGCACCCACUUCCUUUUACUGGGCUCAGUUAAACCCGUGUCCUCUAAAUGCAUGUUGUGAUGUCUGGGGUCAGUGUGGUACUACCCCAUUGUACUGCAAUGACACGCGAGCUUCCACAGGGGCCCCAGGUACCGCAGCCGCUGGCUCAAAUGGUUGCAUCUACAACUGUGGAACGAACAUUACCAACUACGCCGAGGAGCCGUCGGGGUAUGAUGUGAUUGGUUAUCUGGAAGCCAGCAGUGUCAACCGUACGUGUCUCAGAUGGGAGGCCUCUGACGUGAAUACUACAAAGUAUACGCAUGUCAAUUUCGGCUUUGGAAACAUUGCAUCCGACUUCUCUAUCAAUGUAGAUGGGAUGGAAUCCGAUUUUAAUCUUUUUCUGAAACUGGUUGGAACUAAGCGAAUCUUGUCCUUUGGUGGAUGGGACUUUUCGACGAGCAGCAGCACGUAUAUGAUAUUCCGUGAGGGAACCGCUGCGGCAAAUCGUGAGACAUUCGCGACGAAUGUGGCCAAUUUCAUUACUGAGAAAGGACUUGAUGGAGUCGACUUCGAUUGGGAGUACCCUGGGGAGCCUGAUAUCUCCGGGAUUCCGGCAGGUGGUUCAGAUGAAGGCGAGAACUAUCUGGAAUUUCUGAAAGCCCUGCGUGCACUCGUGGCGAAUGAUACAAUCAUUUCGGUAACUGCUCCGUCAUCGUACUGGUAUCUGAAAGCCUUCCCAAUCGCUGAGAUGGCCGAAGUCGUUGACUAUAUCAAUUACAUGACUUACGAUCUUCAUGGUAUCUGGGAUCUGGGCAACGAGUAUUCGCAAUGGGGUUGCAGCGACGGAGACUGUUUGUUCUCGCAUGUGAAUAUGACGGAAACAAUGUGGGCAUUGGCGAUGAUCACCAAAGCUGGGGUAGCGACGAAAGACAUUCGCGUCGGUGUCUCCAGCUACGGCCGUUCCUUUCAUAUGACCACCGCGGGUUGCUAUGAGUCGUGGUGUACAUAUGAUACUGCGGGCGCCGCAGGACCCUGCACUGACACAGCCGGAUACAUCGCUGAGGCCGAGAUGGAGGAGAUUCUAGCCUCGGAUACGACGACCCAGACUUACUCCACGUACGACACUGAUAUUCUGGUUUAUAACGAGACCCAAUGGGUAGGCUACAUGAAUUCCACUACGCGCGCGAGCCGGAUGGCAUACUACGAGCAGUUCAACUUCGGUGGCACGGCCGAGUGGGCCAUUGACCUGGAGACCAAUCCUCUAGAAGACUCAGACGAUGAUGAUGAUGGCACCAGUCCUUUAACCACCACCACGAGCACUACGACUGUCACCAUCGACCCAACUGUCUGGAUGGAGCCCUCUCCAGUCGUAACCUGCGUGCCGCCUUGCCUCAUGAUCAUGCCGCCUAAGCCGCUGGAAACUACAACCACCAUUACCUUCAGCGAGUGGGACACGCACAUCACAUGGGCCUCCACGGCCACCAAGACCACAACUCUGGCCAACGGAAAUGUCGUGACCUACAAAUCCAUGCAGAAUUCGGCCAUUCCCACGCGACUUUCUAUCGCUCCCGUUACCACCAAUUAUGUCAAUGUCUGGAACCAGGCCAUCACGCCAGGCCAAACCAGGGUCUAUCAGACCAGCUCUAUCCUUCCCACUCCUUUUCCUGUGGUGUAUACCCCAACGGUGGGCGGCGUGACAAACGUCUAUGGGGGUACGACAAGUACUAUUGCAGGUGUCAGUUGGUCCUUUGGGAAUGCCACCUACACCAGUCCCGCAUGGACUGGAGUAUUUGGGGGCACAACCAGCGUGACAGGGGGCACAACAUUGUCUCCUUCAACGACUAUUGUUACGCCACACCCUUACCCCACCGACACCAGCACUACUGAUCCGGUCCUGAACACUCGUACUACUCGAAUGAGCACAGGAUCCCCUGCUGGACCGACCCCUACCUCUUCUGGAGAGCACACCGGUCAUCACUGUGUCAUAUUCUGCGCCUGUGCAGCUUGCCCUCCUGAUCUCGAUCUGGAUGGGAGCUUUGGGGGAGAAGAUGAUAGCGGUGGUGGCGGGAGCAGUGGCAGCAGCGGGAGCAGCAAUGACAGUGGAGACGACAGCGACGAGUCCAGCAGCACGAGCAGCACCAGCACUAGCACUGAAACGGCGGACGUAACCAUGGGCGGAGCAGGCACUACCAUCUACUACGAGUUCGUUCCCACCGCCGCGUCCACCAAUUCUGCAUUGCAGUCAUCGAUCGAUCAAUACCUGGGAUCCGUCUUCCGAUCCCUCUACGGUAGUGAGGUGGCGGCCAUCACCGCCACGGAAACCGGCACCGCUGCCGAAGCAAGUAUCACUUCCAGCAGCCCUCUUUGUGUAGAGGCCCAGGAUCCUGACAGUGGAUCGGAUGACACCGUCUGCUCCUGCAGCGGAGGUAGCGGAAGUUACCCAACCCUCACUGUCGGGACCAACCCAUGCGGAUACACAGCGUUGCCGACCAAGACGACCACCGAUGCAUAUCCUUACACCUUCACCCAGGCCGAUGGCUGGAUCGUCGGCUGCGCCUCCACGGGCAUCAUUGACGAUGUGAGCUACUGCACUGGCUCUCGCACCACGGUGGGCGUCGAUCGCACCAUAGACCCAUACCCUUACACCUUCACUCAAGCGGACGGCGAUAUCGUCGCUUGUGCUACCACGGGCAUCAUCGACCAUGUGAGCUACUGUUCUGGCUCCCGCACAACCGUCUCUACAGCCUCGGCAACCGCCACGGAAACCUCUCAGGCCUUUGCCAUCUGGCGCACCAAGACAGUGGAGAAGUCCUGUGUCAACUCCAAUUGUAUUACGGUCACCGACGGCAAUAAAGUUAUCGCUUCAUCAGCAGAUACCACCGACGGGGACUUCUGCGAGGACCUUGCGUAUGAAGCGACCAAUUCCAAUACAGGGAAGGCCCUGACUACGAAGUUGGUCGCUGAUUUCACCUUUUCGGACUGGUCCGUUUGUGGUGUCUCCGGAGGCUACUCCUGCACUGAGACAUCGAGCACCUCGGGGGUGUGGGAGUGUGCUGAUGCCGAUGGAGGAAAUACUGCCCGUUGUGUCAAGUCCACGGAUAGUUCAUCGCCGUUGGUUACGUGCGAGGAGACUAGGACGGGUAAUGGUGAGGAUGUGUAUUCGUACUUGUUGGCUAAUUGUACUGCGGAGUGGAGUUGUGCGGUGGAUUUUUAG